Ipomoea nil (Japanese morning glory) is the source of this 1068-nucleotide messenger RNA. RefSeq lists its product as uncharacterized. Bases 1 to 1068 code for a protein of 355 amino acids. The transcript has 2 exons. The record is from RefSeq and is a predicted model, not a curated record. NCBI's taxonomy places the organism in Eukaryota, Viridiplantae, Streptophyta, Magnoliopsida, Solanales, Convolvulaceae.
AUGGAUGUAAACAAUGCAUUUCUUCAUGGUGAUUUGGAAGAAGAAGUAUAUAUGCAUUUGCCUCUUGGAUUACCAGCUAAUACAGACAGACAAGUUUGCAGAUUAAACAAAUCUUUAUAUGGGCUCAAACAGGCUAGCAGACAAUGGAACACUAAGCUGAAUAUUGCACUGCAAAAGAUGGGGUUCAAGCAAUCCUUGCCUGAUAAUUCCUUAUUUACAAAAGGAGAAGGUCAGUCUUUUAUAGCCCUAUUGAUAUAUGUGGAUGACAUAGUUGCUGCAAGUGCUGAUUUAGAAGCCAUCCAAGAGGUGAAAAACCAGUUGAAUGACAUGUUUCAAAUUAAGGACUUAGGGCCUAUGAAGUUUUUUCUUGGCCUAGAGGUGGCUAGACAUAGAAAGGGCAUAGCUGUUUGCCAAAGAAAGUAUGCUAUUGAACUACUCAUUGAUACAGGGUUCAUACACUCUAAACCAGUUCAUAGUCCCACUGUCCUCUCACAUAAGUUGAGCAAGAAUGAAGGUGAACCUCUUGAAGACAACACACAGUACAGAAGAAUAGUGGGCAAACUUCUGUACUUAACCAUUACUAGACCUGACAUUGGGUUUGCAACACAGCAACUAUCACAGUUCUUGGACAAGCCCACUGACUUGCACCUUCAAGCUGCCCACAGAAUCUUGAGAUACAUUAAAGCUGCUCCUGGCCAAGGGCUCUUCUUCCCAGUAGCUUCCAAUCUACAGCUGAGAGCUUUUUCUGAUUCAGAUUGGGGGGCAUGUGUUGACACAAGGAAAUCAGUAACUGAGCUAGGAAUUCAUCACAAUGGGGCUGCAUCUGUGUAUUGUGAUAGUAAAUCUGCAAUUGCAAUUGCAGAAAACCCUGUUUUCCAUGAGAGGACAAAACAUAUUGAGUUGGAUUGUCAUUUGGUAAGGGAAAGACUAAGCAAAGGGAUCAUCAAGCUUCUCCACAUCACUUCAGAAAACCAGCUAGCAGAUCCUUUCACCAAAUCUCACUGUCCUAAGUCAUUCAAUCACUACAUUUCCAAGCUUGGAUUGAUGGACCUAUACAAUCCAGCUUGA